UUGAAAAAAAUAGAAAUUUUAAGUCAAUAAUAAUUAUUCAAAAUUGAAAGUUGUAUUAUCUCUAGUUAUAACGAAUUGUGGACUUGAUGCUGUCUAAAAACAUUAUUUUAUUAAAUCAAAGAUUAUUAUAACUCCUAAGUUAUUUUUUACAUUUAUAGUACAAUUUUUAUCUUAUACGAUUCUUAAUAAAUAAUUGGUAGUUAAAAGUAUACAUAGAUUUUAAUAUGAAACCAUUGACUGACAAACAUGAAACGAACAAUGGUGAAUACUCUUUGUAUUUUGAUUGUAAAAUCCACCCUAAUAAAUGUUUUAUGAAAUCAGAAAUUAAAUAUAUUUCGCCACCAAAAUGUGAAGAUGACAAAAUAAAUUUAUCUGAUACAAUUACUCUAUUUGGUUAUUCAUUUAAUAGAGGACAUAGUUUAGUAUAUGAUAUUCCUGUAUUAAUGAAAAUGGCCAAAAAGGAGUUAUUAAGUUUGAGCACUAUAUUGCGUGAUCAGUUUAAAUCAUUUCGAUUUCAUGACCAAAAUUUAAAAAAAAUUGAAUUUAUGGAUUCUAGAAAACAAAUAGUAGAAUUUUUUAUGUAUUUACGUGAUGGUUUUAUAAAAGCAAAUCAAAUUGAAAAGUAUAAUUGGUUAAUAGUUUUAUAUGAAGAUACAAUAUUACUAGAGUUAGAGAAUAUUUGUUCAAUUCUUGGGCCUUUUUAUGAUAUCUCAGAAAAUGUUAUUCAACAUUCAUUUUUUUCAGCAGAAAGCAAAAACAACAUCUAUUAUCAUUUAUAUCAUUGCAGUUUGGAAAUACAAUGGCUUCGAUUAGUUAUAUUAAUGCAGUUUAAUAAACACAAAGAAGUACUCAAAGACACAAUUAGUGUUAUUUUAAAUGAUUCUGUUCAAUUAGCAAGGACCAGAUUUAAAAAAUUAAAGCUAAAAGAAGUCUAUUUAACUAGUGCAUUAUUAUGUGAAUGUUCAUUUGAUUUCUUAAUUCUUAUUCAACAAUUAAUUGAAAUACAAAAAUCUGUACACAAUUUUGGUAAUUUCUGGAAGUUCUUAAAUGCAGCUAUAAUAAAUGUGAAUACAAUAGACAAUGAAGAACUAAUUUUUCAACUAUGGUAUUUAAGCAGUCUAGUUGGAACUCAUCCUUCAUCAUUUGACAUAAAUGAAAGCAAUUUGAAUGUGACUCUCAAAUUGCUCCUUAACCAAGAGCCUAAUGAAGCACAGUUGAAGUUAUCUAUUUGUUUGUUGGAAAAAGUUAUACUAAACAGUUGUGUUACUGAUCUAAUUGUAACUUUAUGGGAAUAUUUCCAUAAAAAACUUAAUUCAAUGUUUUACUCUUCAGAUUUGAAUAUUCAAAGUAUUGCAUGUAUCAGUAAAAAUGGGUCCGAACUUCUUGUUCAAAUGUCAAAUCUCUUUGAAACACAGUCUUCUCAAAUUUAUUCAAGUUUUAAUAGUUAUCAAUUAUUUCAAAGAUUAUUAGGUCUUCAUUUAAGAAAUAUUAAACAUAACUCUAAAGAUUGGAAUCAAAUUAAAGGAAGAAUUUUUUCAAAGUUUUCACUUAGUAAAUUAUUAUCAUUCAAUGAUAUUGGUUUUUACAACUUUACUACCUUGUUUUUAACAUUAGCAACCAUGUCAAGUGAUACAUCUAAUAUUGCACUUAAGUAUCAGCAUUUAAUUAAUUUAAUGUCUGAACAAAAAUUACCAUCUAAUAUUAGAUCAAUUUAUUGGAAAGGAACUAUAGCUUUUUUAAUAUUACAUUCAAAACUUGGCAUUAUGAUUACUCCAUAUGGUUCAGUAUUAUCAGAAGUUUUAAAUUUUACAUCCAGAGAAUACUUAAAUAUUUUUAUAAGUGGAAUUAAAGAAGUCUUAAUUUAUAAUGAUUCAUUUAAUCUUGGGCAUCAUUCAAUUUUUGGUCCGUGGCUUGGACAAUAUUUGAAUACAAUAGAACCAUUGGAGGAAAAUGAAAUGUUACAAUCUUCUUUGGUAAUUCUAAAUAAACUAAAAGAAACUACCAAUAAUUUAAUGCCUUUACCUUUAGAUAAUGAAAUUUUCUUAUUAUAUCAUGUUUUGAACAGUCAAAUGUUACCAUUUUUGAAAAAAUCUUGUUCAAUAGCUGAUUGUGAUAUAGUAAUUGCUGAUAUAGGAGCAGCAUUUACGGUUUUAUCAGUUUUUCCAGCAUUUUCAAAUACAAAGGUUCUUCUGUUUAACUUUUUUGUCGUUAAUCAAGGAAUAAGUAUUAAGUUACUAAAUAGGUACUUAUCAAUAAUUAUAAAAGAAGAGGUUAUUACUAAGGUUUAUGGUUACAAUAGUCUGUCUUUAAUCAAGGCAUGGCUACAUAGUUCUAUGCUUAUAACAAAUUGGACUUUUAAUGAAACAAUAACUAUUACUAAGUUUAUAUCAAACAUAAAGGAAAUUCAAGAACUAUAUGACAAUACUAAUAUUAAUUUAUACACAAGUGUUGAUCCUUUUAUAAGUUUUUUAGAUCAAUUACAUUUUAAGUAUCAUCAAAUUCAGGACCCAAAAUUAAGGCAAAAAUUAUGUGAAAAAGUUGCUGAUUAUUUUUUUAGUAUUAAUAUAUGGGUGAAUAAUUUAGUGAAACAACAAAACCAAAAUGAUGAAAUUUAUAGAUUGUAUAUGAUUAUUGGCUAUUUGCUUGAAAAGAUAUCACCUAUGAUUUAUGUUAAAAGUAAACCAAAUACUAUUUUACAAGAUCUUUUGGAAAUAAUGUUACUGGGAGUGAGUGUUAGAACUCCUAAUUCCAAGACUCAUCCAAGUGUUAUCACUGCUCUUCAAACAAAUUUUCACCGUUAUCUUAUUGGAUUAUUCAAACUGAAUCCAAAAACUGAUCAAUAUAUUGCCAGAUGCCUUCGUGAAUUGGUUUCAAUUUAUCUACCUAAAAUUUUAGCUGGAAUAAAAAUGUCUGAUGAAUUACCUUUAAUUAAAUUAUUUGAAGAUAAACCAGACUCUGAAAUAAUUGAACGUGGUAUGCUGUUAGAACUGAUUGUAACUGUCUUUUUGAAUAAACGAAGUCGUACCCCAGACAGUAAUGUAUCUCAAGUGUUAGAGUAUAUUAAUAAACUCAUAAUUGUAUGCUGUGAUAACAACCUUGUUAUUGUAUCAAUUACUCAUUAUACAUUCACUCGUAUUUGUUCUGUUAUGAUGUUCUGUGAGGAUAGUAACAUUUGUAAAAGAAUUUCUAAUAACAUACUAAGUAAUUUAAUUAACAUGAGUAUAUCAGAUGCAAGUAAUAAAAUCAAGGAUGAAAUUCUAUUUUCAUUGGAUGCACUUUGUCAAGAACACCUCGCGUUUUCAUCUAAACUAGUGUUCGAUUUCUUCGAUGAGAUAAUAGAUAUAUCUUCAAAUAUUGUUACCUGUUUUCUUCCAAAACUAAUUCAUAAUAUUGAAAAGGUAGAAUGGAAAAGAGGCAUUGGAACAGACUUUACUCUAAGAAAAGGUCUUGAAAGGAUUCAAACAAAAUUAGCUAACAUGUAAAAUUUAAAUAUAUUAAUAUAUUAUGUGUUUAUUAUUUUUUAAUCAGACAAUAUUAAUAAAUAUAUGUAUUACAACAUUCAUUUGAAUAUUUUUCCCUGAUUGAAAGGUCUACCAUCAUUAUCUUUGGCGGUCCAGGCAAAGUACUCACUUACAAGUUUCUUUGUUUCUUCAAUAUUAGCAUCCAGUUUUUUCCAUGUAUAAACAUCAUAGUCAACUUUCCAGUCAUUACUUAACUACAAACAUUGUCCAAACUAAAACUAACAAUUUUUUGAACUGCAAAUAUGCACAUACCUCAAAAGCAAGAUCAUGACCUUUCCAAACCCAGACUCCAGAAAUAGUACUAUUUCCUUCAGUGCCAAAAAGACAAACUGAUGCAAAUGCGUUUUUUCUCAUUUUGUCUAAUCUUUGAAACAUG
Molecule: messenger RNA, 3897 nt
Organism: Daktulosphaira vitifoliae (grape phylloxera)
Lineage: Eukaryota; Metazoa; Arthropoda; Insecta; Hemiptera; Phylloxeridae
Product: protein MMS22-like
Exons: 21
Coding region: 225-3482 (1085 amino acids)
Biological process (GO): double-strand break repair via homologous recombination; replication fork processing
Cellular component (GO): nuclear replication fork
Source: RefSeq, a predicted model, not a curated record